Messenger RNA from Olea europaea var. sylvestris, 1527 nucleotides. RefSeq lists its product as uncharacterized. The coding region runs from base 105 to 1214 and encodes 369 amino acids. Lineage: Eukaryota; Viridiplantae; Streptophyta; Magnoliopsida; Lamiales; Oleaceae. The transcript has 11 exons. The record is from RefSeq and is a predicted model, not a curated record. Gene Ontology annotation, cellular component: endomembrane system.
AAAACGUGGUCGUAUUGGCUCUUUUUCUUCAUCUCUGCCGAUCUUCCUCGUGUCAGGAACCACACAAAGAUCACAGACUCAAACAAUCUCUCCGUCGCUCCUCAAUGGAUCUCUUUCUUCUUGCAAUCCUCUCACUUAUCUCUCUACACUCACAGGUGGCCUAUGGAGACCCUUCUGUUGUCUUUCUUGAUAGCCCAACUCGCAAUUACCUUCGUCAGCCAUCAGCUGAGACUGAUUCACUUACGCUAUCAGAAGUUGGUGCUGCUGCAUCAGUGUUGCUUGGCUUUGCACCCCCUUCUACACUUUCAACUGCUAGUUCAUCAAAGUUGAAUGAGGUGCUUAUGCCUAAUCCAUUUGAUAGGCCUCAUUCUGUUUUCAUGAUUGAAGUUACAGGAGUUGAAGAUUCUCAACUUAUGGUUGGCUUAGAGAAAUCUGCGUUUAGUAGUUCUCUUAGGGUCAAGGUCUUGGGAAGUGAAGGCAAAGUGGACAUUCAACUGUCAGAUGAAAAUGAAGUGUCCUUGAUCUCUUUGACUGAACGAUCACGCCAUGCUGAACACUCAGAUAAAGAACUAAGUGAUUUUGCAUCCUGGUUGGGUGGAUCGUACAUUGAAGACGUGACAGGACCACUGAAUGGAGUGUUGACCGUCCCCAUGGCAAAUGGUGCUCUUCUCAGACUCCGUAUGUCUGAGAAAGCCGACAGAGAAUUUACAACUAGUCUUAUGUUUCUCAUUAAUAAUAUUCAACGGGCUAUGGAGAUGCAUAAAGGAUUGUCUGAAAGUGGGCACAGUCCAGCAGAGCUAAUCACUGGAAGAUUUGACGGGAUUAAGGUUCUAAAAGACCAUUAUGGAACAGGAGGAGCUUCUCAAGAUGGAUUGGAAUUAUUUGUCAUUUCUGUUUCAAGAAUAUAUGAUUCCUUACAGGCAGCAUACAAAGGCCAACUAGUUGGAGUCAUUGUAUGUGGUGGACCACAUGCCCCAGCAUUGGAGAAUAUGUUAAAUGUGAUGGUUGCUUCUCGACCAUCUGCACGUUGGUUGGAGGAAACUGAAGCCUCAGCUGCUUUUAUCAAAAUCGCAGAAGUGGCGCUGGUUAGAAAGACACUUGCUUGGAUAACAGGAAUCAUUCUUCUAAUUUCUACUCUUUUGGGGAUCCACUUUCUUUUGAAUAUGCCACUGACCAAGGACACUCUGCUCUAUUCUAAUGUAAAGCUUGACUAGUUUUUCGUGGAAGCUGUUUAUUUUGUUAUUUGAACUGCCAGGAGGUCGGGACUGCGAUCCUGUGAGAUAAAUUAUUGUGUAUCUGCUCUUUCUUCCGUUCGAAAUUGGGAAAUUCAAUCUAUACUUUUUCUGUGAUUUUGUUCAAUUCAUUAUCGAUGGUAUGUUCAAGCUGGUCAUUUAGUAUGUACCAAAAGGGGAUAAAAGCUCGGAUUCUGGAGAGUGAUAUAUAACUGCGUGUAUCUAAAUAGCUUAGGCUUUGAGUCUGUAAACUGAUGCUCUUAAUAAUGCAGGCACAAAAGUAUUGUUGGUUUUG